Messenger RNA from Microsporum canis CBS 113480, 360 nucleotides. RefSeq lists its product as hypothetical. The transcript is spliced from 3 exons. Bases 1 to 360 code for a protein of 119 amino acids. The record is from RefSeq and is a predicted model, not a curated record. NCBI's taxonomy places the organism in Eukaryota, Fungi, Ascomycota, Eurotiomycetes, Onygenales, Arthrodermataceae.
AUGGGUGACCACACCGAGACGACGCUUCCUGGAGACGACGUUUCCAUGGAUACCUCCGUGGACAAGGGCAAGGGCAAGGCCGUCGAGCGCGUCCCCGACGACGUUGAGAUGGAGGGAGAGGACAGCUCAGAAGAUGAAGAUGACCUUGAGGACGCUGUCGACGAGGACGAAGAAGGCGGAAAUGAUAACCUCGAGCCCAUCUCCACAGACAACAUCCUACCUAGCGGCAGACGCACGCGCGGCAAGGAGGUCAACUACGCCGAACUCGCGGCCAAGGAGAAGGAGGCCGGUGAUGCUGCCAUGGACGACGACGACGACGAGGAUUUCAAGGCUCCCAUCGAUGAUGAGAUGGAACAUUGA